Messenger RNA from Haliotis rufescens (red abalone), 3178 nucleotides. Its product is annotated as F-box/WD repeat-containing protein 8-like. The coding region runs from base 127 to 2175 and encodes 682 amino acids. Gene Ontology annotation, cellular component: preribosome, large subunit precursor. The transcript is spliced from 11 exons. NCBI's taxonomy places the organism in Eukaryota, Metazoa, Mollusca, Gastropoda, Lepetellida, Haliotidae. Gene Ontology annotation, molecular function: protein binding. The record is from RefSeq and is a predicted model, not a curated record.
CUUUACUUCGUGCUCAGUGAUAACAAUAUGACAUAGAACAAUCUACAUCACUGCAUGGAGCAAGGCCUAAGUUGCCAAACGUUUUGUUGAUGUUUGUAAGAUGUUACUUCCAAACGUAUAUCUGUGAUGUCCUAUUCAAGAGCAAUGGCAGAUGACAACGAAUUAGACAAAUUUAGGAAUGAAUGGAAAAAUGAAUUGUCACAUUCAGGUUUACCUGGAGAAUCUAAUAAGACAGAUGUGACACCGGGACACUCUCAUUCUCCAUCUGAGAAAUCUAACGCACCGCAAACGUCUGCUGGAAUAUUGUUGCAGAAGUCAAAACCACAUGUGUAUGAACCAACAGAAGAGCCCCCUAAGCAAGCAGAAGGUCAAGUCCACCAAGAAACUGAAGAACAAACAUACUAUCCGUUUAGAAUUUUGGGGAAGUUAUUAAAUGAAGGUUCUAACCCAACGGAGGAUGUGGGUAAAUCUCAAUGCAAAAGAAAAUAUUUUGCGGAAGAAGCACCAGGUGACAGAAAUGUGACCUUGAAGAAGAGACAUUGUGACCUGACUAAUUCUGUUGGUCAGAAAGGUCCUCCCAUACCAAAUGUUUCCCAGUCUCAGGAUAAAACACGUGUGAAAACAAGCGAACGAUUUUUGGACUUAUUUAUAGCAGACCUGGAUGAGAUAAAUGAAAUUCCUUUCUUCGAUGUGUCAUUACCACGAGAAGUGGCUGUACAGAUAUUCAAGCAUUUGGCCAUGGAAGACCUCUGUCAUUGUGCACAGGUGAGCAAGAGUUGGCGCAGUCUGGCUGAUGAUGAGCUACUGUGGUGCCAGGUCUGCCACCAGCUGGGGUACGACCAGGAUGUGUUUACCCUGGAGAAGACCAACUGGAAGAAUGUGGUCCGGCAUCACAUCCAACAGCGCCGGACCCUCAUCACAAACUGGAAAGGUCGACUGGGCAAGUUGUUUCAACUUCAGCAUCCGCAGGGAGGCGUGAUGUGUGCCGCAUCGACAUCCGACCCCAUCAUUGCAGCAGGGUACAGCAACGGAGACGUGAAGAUGUGGGACCUAAAUAAUGGGGACACCUGUGUAUUCCAACCCAGCAGCACAGCACUGAGAAUCGAUGAGAGAGAGGAGGAGGGCACCGUGCCUAACUACGUCCUCCACGUACAAACAUCUCCACACUUUACAGUGGCCAGCUACAAACACCGGCUGGUGGAUGUGUGGCAAAAUGACCAAGGAGUGAGUCCCGUCAGCUCCUUCCAGUGUGAAGGAGGAUGGGACAUUACGGCGCUGAAACUGGCACAGUUGUCUCCCCUGUUUGCACUGGCCCAGGGCUACUAUGUGCGUGUGUACAGAGCUGAAAACAGCCCAGAAUUCUCAAUGAUUGAUAAACUGGACCUUAAUAAGAUGGUGUGUCACAUCCAGUGGCUGGAGCCGCCCUCCCCGCAGUACAACCCAGACUACGCCCUGGCCAUCGCUACCCACAACAUCGUCAGCCUGUACAGACCAGGGCUGGAACAUACCAGUGAGAUUCACAACAUGAUUGACAGCCCUAUCUCCUGCUUGGACAUGCGCAGUGACCAGGGGCAGAUGGGUGUUGGGUGUGGCAUGUAUGGGCCCACUGAGGGAUAUAGGGUUCACCUGUAUGAUCUGGCGACAGCACGGCUCCUGACCUCCCUGCAGGGACACACAUGGAUGGUCACAUGUCUCAACAUGGCCAACAGCCCCGCCCACAACCUCAUCACGGGCUGCGGAGACCGCAAAGUCCGCGUUUACGACACUCGACAGUCUACAUGGCCAGCGAUGACGCUACUGGGGCAUUCUGGGAAAAUAACGUGCGUUCAGAUGGACGAGUGGAAGGUGGUGUCGGGGGACGAGGGCGGCUUUGUGAGGGUCUGGGACCAGAGGAUGAGCAAGAAACUCUGGGAGUGGCACAACAGGAACCCUGUCUCCUGUGUACACUUCAGUGAGGGCCACCUCAUCGUGGGCAAUGUGCCGUACGACAAGUUCCCUGUGGUGGACCACCUGGACAGAAUUCCCCAUCCGAGGUCCCGAGGAUCACUGCAGGUGUACGACUUCUCCGCUGACCAGACAACUAAGGGACUGCCCGAGAUCUGCCAUUCCUCCUAUGACCAGCCCGACACCUACAACUACAACAUCCGCCUUGCCGUGCCGUAUGACACAAUAUGAACUGCUGUGUGUGUGUAUCAACAAUAUCAACAACUACAACAUCGGCCUUACAGUGCCAUACCACUUGAAACAAGCUACUGUGUGCGUGUGUGUGUAUCAACCAUAUCGACAACUACAACAUCCGCCUUGAUAUGCUGUACAACUUGAAACAAACUAUUGACCAGAUCGACAAGUACAGCAUAAGUCUUGCUGUUUCAUCCACAGUAUAUGCCUGGCUGUUUCAUACAACUCGAUAUGAACUACUGCCUGUGUGUCAACCAGGCCGACACUUACAUCCACAGUAUAUAUACCUUGCUGUUUCAUACGACUCAAUAUGAACUACCGCGUGUGUGUCAACCAGGCCGACACUUACAUCCACAGUAUAUAUACCUUGCUGUUUCAUACGACUCAAUAUGAACUACCGCGUGUGUGUCAACCAGGCCGACACUUACAUCCACAGUAUAUACCUGGCUGUUUCAUACGACUUGAACUUCUGUUUGUGUCCAUGCAUACGUGUGUAUACAGAAUACUGUUCCUCCACUGUAAAAAAUAAGAGAUGUGCUUCUUUGUCUCUUUUUAUACUCUUAAAUGAUUUUUUUGUCAUUGUUAUUACUAAACUCAGAUCAUGAGUUACUGAACCUUCCCCUGGAGAGCUCUAGUAGUGGCCCAGUGCUGGCCAAUCACUGCUAUCAUGUCACUAGAUUACACCAUCAUACUCUAGGAUGUAUACACUCACACAAACACAUCUGAAGACUUCGGUUUUAAAAAAGAUUUUAGCAAUAAUAAGUAUUUUGUUUUUUUAUGUCCAAGAUUUUAAUGUGUAUGUGUAAAUCACCAUAGACAACCGAACUGGGAUUAGCAGUGUCUGUGAUUGUGUGUACAUCAGUGCAUUAAACCAGGCAACCUUCAGUUUUACAUGGACAUACUGACUAAUCAUAGCAUUUACUUGAGACAACUUUACAACAACGAACAUGUUGCUGGUGAAACUGUAUCAUACUGUACAAUAAAUGUGUACAUUUGUCAA